CUGAGUUUUUUCGUAGAAUGAAAAAAUAAUAUUAAAUGGUGACAAGACAACAUAACCCUCUAACCAUAUACUAGUACAGUAGUAUUAUAUCAAGAAGUUGGAAGGUUAAGUUGGACUUUUCCGUAUUUAGAAAGAAUUAGUUAAGCUUUGUAAAUCACUAGUUACAGUGACGACUUAUUUAGAUUGGAAUAAUACGCAACGUAUUGUUAAACCCUAGCCCCCUUUCUCCAAAAACCCUAAUUUCCGCAAACCAGAGGCGAAAGCACAGCAAUGGGUGGUUCGCGGCGGAAGUACAAGCGAUCAAGGGCGAAAGUACAAGUGGGACUGCCGAAGAAAAACCCCCACAUAUUCAAGCCGGCGUUCAAUCUCCCACCGAAAUUGAAAGCUCUGCUCGACCCCCUCUCGAAGUGGGAUGAGAAGGGCAGCGUCAUCGAGAAUUACAAGUCGUUCGGCGUCGUUUCCAAUCCCAAUUACCUCGGCGUGCGGUCGCGGACGCCUCACAUCGUCGAGAGUGAUGAUCUCCAGAUGCCUCCCGACAGCGACAUAGCCGUGUCGGAGUUCGACCCUAUCGACAGCGGCAGCGACCUCGAAGAAGAUGAUUUGAAGUCGGCAUUGGGAAAGAAGCGGACUGAUGGCAAGCAGCCUUCCCUUCAACCGCUUACAGCCACACAACGGCUACAUGUCAGUCGCCUGGUAGAGAAAUAUGGUGAUGACUAUCAGAGCAUGUUCAUGGAUAUCAAACUAAACAAGAUGCAACACUCGGUAGCAACACUCGAGAAGCUAUGCAAACGGUAUCAUAUAUACAAAGAUAAAAACCCGUUGCUCGUGGGCACAAAGUGAUCCAAACAACAUAGCUCGUUGCUGGCUUCAGACCUGUCUCUCUUAGUUUAUUUUGGAGGUGUUAAAAAAUCAUAUGAUGUAUUUAUUUCACUUCGGGAAAUGCAUUAAUUUGAAUGAACAAUACAACUACCGAAGUUUUUCAAUACAAACAUGUUUCUUGACUA
This is a messenger RNA of Salvia miltiorrhiza (redroot sage), 1004 nucleotides long. RefSeq lists its product as uncharacterized. The record is from RefSeq and is a predicted model, not a curated record. NCBI's taxonomy places the organism in Eukaryota, Viridiplantae, Streptophyta, Magnoliopsida, Lamiales, Lamiaceae. Bases 271 to 840 code for a protein of 189 amino acids. The transcript has 3 exons. Gene Ontology annotation, cellular component: nucleolus. Gene Ontology annotation, biological process: ribosomal large subunit biogenesis.